AUGCAGACAUAUUUAUCUAUCUAUCUCAGUCAUUUCGUAUCUUAUCUUUCCUUAUCUAUCUAUCUAUCUAUCUAUCUAUCUAUCUAUCUAUCUAUCUCAGACAUUUUUCUGCAAAUAUCUAUCUAUCUAUCUAUCUAUCUAUCUAUCUAUCUCAGACCGAUCAUAUGUAUCUAUUCAUCCCAUAUCACUGAUAUCUAUCCAUCUUGGGCCUUUUGUUAUCUAUCUAUCAUCUAUCUAUCUAUCUAUCUAUCUAUCUAUCUAUCUAUCUAUCUAUCUCUCUAUCUAUCUAUCUAUCUAUCUCAGACCGGUCAUAUAUAUCUAUACAUCAUAUCACUGAUAUCUAUCUUGGACCUUUUUAUUUUCUAUCUAUCUAUCUAUCUAUCUAUCUAUCUAUCUAUCUAUCUCAGUCUUUACAUACAUACAUACAUACAUACAUAUCUAUCUAUCUAUCUCAGUCUAUUCAUAUCUAUCUAUCUAUCUAUCUAUCUAUCUAUCUAUAUCAGACCGAUCACAUCCUUUGCUUAUCUAUCUAUCUAUCUAUCUAUCUAUCUAUCUAUCUCAGUCUAUUCAUAUUUAUCUAUCUAUCUAUGA
Molecule: messenger RNA, 591 nt
Organism: Acanthosepion pharaonis
Lineage: Eukaryota; Metazoa; Mollusca; Cephalopoda; Sepiida; Sepiidae
Source: the annotation of a GenBank genome assembly